Messenger RNA from Daktulosphaira vitifoliae (grape phylloxera), 1513 nucleotides. RefSeq names its product transmembrane protein 68. Gene Ontology annotation, cellular component: membrane. The transcript has 7 exons. The record is from RefSeq and is a predicted model, not a curated record. Gene Ontology annotation, molecular function: acyltransferase activity. Bases 474 to 1439 code for a protein of 321 amino acids. Lineage: Eukaryota; Metazoa; Arthropoda; Insecta; Hemiptera; Phylloxeridae.
UUGUUAAGUUUAAUAAGCUGUUCGACAUUGACUGUGUAACAUCAGCUGCUUUACUGUUAGAUAACAGGUGCUUUGGUGGCAGGUGGCUUCCAUUAACUUCGAAAAUUUUAAUUAUCGUUAUAUUAAGAUACAGUGAAAUUCUUAUAGAACACUUGAUAAAUUUACUUGUAGUUUUUGUUUUAUUUUAGACUUUUCCUUUGAUCUCAUCUAUGAAUAUGCUUGUAAGAUUUUUGCCAUAAUAGACUUAGAAAAAUAUGAAAAAAAAAACAAAUAGUGUGUAAGCUAAUUAUUCACAUUAUUGAAAUUUGAAAAUAAAAUUUAGAUGCAUUAUUAUUAAUAAAUUAUCUUACAAAAUAUUAAAAAAAAUGUUGAUUUAUCUUAAAAAUUUAAAAAGAAUAAUAGACGUUUUACUAGCAAAUCAUAUUAAAAAUCUUUUUUUAUAAUCUAAUGUAAUAUUUAAUUCAUAUUAUAAAAUGAUGUCAUUUCUUGGAAAUUUUUUCAACGAUACAUCCUUAUUCACAGUACAUGGAGUUGAUAUGGACUUAUGGCUCUGGAUGACAUGGCUUUUAUGGCCAUUGAUUGUUACAUUUCUCUUGCCUCUUACCAUAGUAUUAUUAUUCUAUAUAACUGGAGUUAUUUUAUAUAUAUAUAAAUUGCACAGGGAAAGACUUAUUAAUGCCUAUGAAAAUAACUUUUGGGAUGGUGCAUUGCAUACUGUAUCUGCAUUUUGGGAUGCUCAUGGAUGGAUUUGGCAUGGAUAUGAAGUUAACGGCUUAGAAAAUGUACCAAUUGACAGUCCUGCAUUGUUAGUUUACUAUCAUGGUGCUAUACCUAUCGAUUUGUAUUACUUAAUUGCAAGGAUAUAUUUAAUGAAGGCAAAAUUAGUUCACACUGUAGCUGAUCACUUUUUAUUUAAAUUGCCUGGAUGGUCAAUUAUAUCAGAGCCUUUAAAAGUUAUUCCUGGUACAAUUCAAACUUGCUCUCAAGUUUUAAAAGAAAAUAAUCUUCUAGCAAUUUCACCAGGUGGUGUUUAUGAAGCUCAAUUUGGAGAUAGAUAUUAUAGACUAAUGUGGAAAAAACGUAUAGGAUUUGCUAAAGUUGCUAUAGACGCCAAAGUUCCUAUUAUACCUGUUUUUACUCAAAAUCUUCGAGAAGCUUUUCGUUCUAUAGGUAUUGGACGUAGAUUCUGGUUACGAUUAUACUUAUGGACGAGACUACCAAUUGUACCUAUUUAUGGAUGGUUUCCUGUAAAACUGCGAACUCAUAUAGGAAAACCUAUUCCAUAUGAUCCACAUUUAUCAGCAGAAGAAUUACAAAAAAAAGUAGCCAUUGCUAUAGAAGAACUAAUAAAACAACAUCAACGAGUUCCUGGAAAUAUAUUAAGAGGUUUAUUAGAACGUUUUUAUACUCCAUCAAAUUAUUCAAAAAAAAAAAUUUGACAUAACUUUUUACUUUAUGACAAUGUUCAAACAUUAUAAAAAGUAUUAAUACAUUGAGACUUAUUUCUUUAUUA